UGCUACGUGUGGCUUCAUCAGCUCCCCUCUGGUUGGCUGGUUUGUCUGCAGACGUAGCAGAGCUUCCUGUUUUGUGUAACACGGUCAAUGUGCUGGUUACCAAACACAAGUUUCUCAGCACAGUACCGAUCAAUGCGGAGUUGUAACUGCAUUAAGGAGCAAUUAAGGCAUGGUUCAUACGUGUAUUCACUGGUUCCGCAAGGGACUCAGGCUGCAUGACAACCCAGCACUGAUGGCUGCUCUGAGGGACUGUAAGGAGCUCUACCCUGUGUUCAUCCUUGACCCUUACCUCCAUGACAACACCAGUGUGGGUAUCAACCGCUGGAGGUUUCUCAUUGGAGCCCUCAAAGACCUGGAUGGCAGCCUCAGAAAACUCAACUCCAGGCUGUUUGUUGUGAGAGGGAAGCCAGAGGACGUGUUCCCCAAGCUCUUCAACAAGUGGAAAGUAACAAAGUUGACCUAUGAGUACGACACAGAGCCUUACAGUCUGAGCCGGGACAAAACAGUGACCACGCUGGCCAAAGAACACGGAGUCGAAGUCAUCUAUAAAAUCUCUCACACCCUUUAUGAUAUAGACAGGAUAAUUGAGGAAAACAGUGGCAAGGCUCCCCUCACGUAUAAUCGUAUGCAGGCAAUAGUGAAGACUCUUGGUCCCCCUAAGAAACCGAUCCCUGCUCCCACAAUGGAAGAUGUGAAAGAUGUGAAGACCCCUUGUUCAGAAAACCAUGAGAAGCAAUAUGGGAUCCCUCUGCUGGAAGAGCUCUGCCAGGACACUGCAGCUCUUGGAGAGGAGAAGUUCCCAGGGGGAGAAGAGGAGGCUCUGAGGAGACUGGAUGAACAUAUGAAAAGAACGGGAUGGGUGUGUAGCUUUGAGAAGCCACAGACGUCCCCAAACUCGUUGACCCCCAGCACCACCGUUCUCAGUCCGUAUGUCACCUUUGGCUGCCUGUCUGCACGCACCUUCUGGUGGAGGCUGACAGACGUCUAUCGGGGGAAGAAGCACUCAGAUCCUCCAGUUUCCCUGCAUGGUCAGCUGCUGUGGAGAGAGUUCUUCUACACAGCUAGUGUGGGAAUCCCUAACUUUAACAAGAUGGAGGGCAACUCUGUAUGUACCCAGGUGGAUUGGGACACGAACCCCGAAUAUCUGGCUGCAUGGACAGAGGCUCGCACUGGUUUCCCAUUCAUUGACGCCAUCAUGACUCAGCUGAGGCAGGAGGGCUGGAUCCACCACCUGGCCAGACAUGCUGUUGCUUGUUUUCUCACCAGGGGAGACCUCUGGAUCAGCUGGGAAGAAGGGCAGAAGGUGUUUGAGGAGCUUUUAUUGGAUGGCGACUGGGCUCUGAAUGCUGGGAACUGGAUGUGGCUCUCAGCAAGUGCCUUCUUCCACCAGUUCUUCAGGGUCUACUCCCCUGUUGCAUUUGGCAAGAAGACAGACAAAAAUGGAGACUACAUCAAAAAGUACCUUCCUCUUCUGAAGAAGUUCCCAGCUGCAUAUAUCUAUGAGCCUUGGAAAGCUCCACGCAGUGUCCAGCAGGCAGCAGGAUGCAUUGUGGGUAAAGACUACCCACAUCCUAUUGUGCAGCAUGAAGUGAUCAGCAAAAAGAAUAUCCAGAGGAUGAAGUUAGCUUAUGCCAAGAGAUCCACAGACCCUGCAGAAUCACCAACCAAAAAGCAAGGGGUUAAGCGCAAGGCACCAUCUGUCAUCGACAUGCUGACGAAAAAAGAGAGAAAAAAGUGAAGCUUGCACAAAUGGCAGCAUUGAGUUUUUGUGUAAUCUAUGACUGUUUAUUACAACACAAAUUAAGUGAAUACACAGGUUUUGGUGUGCUUCCAGUGCUGAUGCUCUAUUUGGACUGGAAGAGGUCAGUCAGACACUCUUGUUUAUGUGUUCAGGCAGUCUACUGUAUGUUCUUUUUUAAUACACCCGUCAUUAGUACCAUUUUCUAUUUUGAAUACUUUUUUGUCUACUUUUUAUAUUAUUAUUAUUAUUGUAUUAUAUCUAUUUCAGUGUUUAGAAGUAAUGGGUUAGGUCAGAAAUAUACUUGAAGUUUUUUGCAUGGGAAUAAAAUAAAAAAUGCUAAAGAUU
Molecule: messenger RNA, 2086 nt
Organism: Dicentrarchus labrax (European seabass)
Lineage: Eukaryota; Metazoa; Chordata; Actinopteri; Moronidae
Gene: cry5
Product: cryptochrome circadian regulator 5
Exons: 11
Coding region: 170-1738 (522 amino acids)
Biological process (GO): entrainment of circadian clock by photoperiod; circadian regulation of gene expression
Cellular component (GO): nucleus; cytoplasm
Molecular function (GO): FAD binding; DNA binding
Source: RefSeq, a predicted model, not a curated record